Musca vetustissima is the source of this 1026-nucleotide messenger RNA. RefSeq lists its product as uncharacterized. Gene Ontology annotation, cellular component: membrane. Lineage: Eukaryota; Metazoa; Arthropoda; Insecta; Diptera; Muscidae. Gene Ontology annotation, biological process: monoatomic cation transport. The record is from RefSeq and is a predicted model, not a curated record. Gene Ontology annotation, molecular function: monoatomic cation transmembrane transporter activity. The transcript has 4 exons. The annotation marks the transcript as partial.
AUGAUUUUGUGGGAAAUAUUGAAGAGUGAAGACAUUAAAGAUGCCUGUGAAUUUGUCCAGACCACCACCAGCUGUAAUGGUGUGGUGAGCCUUAUAAAUUAUCUAUAUUUAUUCGAAUGUGUCCUGCAAUGGCAUACACCAUGGCUGUCCUUGACAUUGGCUGUAACGAUUUUGCUGCUAUACGCUUUGAGUCUCUAUGUUAAUGCUAGAUAUUUCCUCCUCCCCAACUCCAUUGCCUUGGCCAAUUACUUGCACAUCCCCAAUUACGAUUUUGGUUGCAUUGUCUUGGGUAUCCUCUUCACUCUACCAUAUGGCCUUUCCAUGAUCUACAGUUGUUUUGAAUAUAAUCGUUCGGAUUCUUUGCUACAUGCCAUGACAUUUGGUAAAAUAUUUACCUGUUGGGUCAUUGGGUUAUGUCUCCUCUCCUAUCGUGGUGGAUUUCGAAUCAAUGCCACGAUAUUUUUACGUGACAUGUUCUUCCUUACUGUGGCCUGGUUAUAUUUAUAUGCCGCGGUCCAAAAUGAAAUGUUAAAUGAAAAUCAAGAGGAAUAUUUGAAAUCGGAAUCAAUGAUCGACAUACAUUCACACAUAAGUAUGGCCCAUCGGAAGAAGCCUCAAAUGCUGAAAAAAGUUAAUUUCCUCUCAAGUAGUUCAGAGUCCUUAGAGAGUGAUUGCUAUCCCGAAUCACUAUACAAUCCAGUGGAUCUGAAUGUCAAGCCGUGGCAGCAAUUUUGGAAUUGCAUAAAUCCCAUUAGGGCCUUGAGUUCCCAUUCCCUUCCAAUUAAAAUCGUAAUGAGCCAUUUUUAUGUCCUGUUGGCCUUGGUUAUCCCAGUGGUACAUAACGAACGUCCAUUAAAUGGUUGGUGUAAAGCCAUCUUCGGCUGUAGUUGUCUGAUAUUUCCCCUACUAUUGGUCACCUUGGAUUUGGAUUCCUAUACCCUGUUUUCAUGCUUCAUAUUGGGAAUAUGUGCCCUUUUGCUGAUAAUUGUUUUGACACACUCGCAAAGGAUACCAACAAAUCAUGAG